GCUAAGCUUAACCCUAAAUUCCCAAAUUUGCUACUCCAAGAUCUUCCCCUCCCGUCAUGCUGAAGCUUCUCACUCCGACCGCUUACGGUUCCCAUCACGUGACUUCAGCUAUUCGAUUCCGGUCUACCCCGGUUAACAGCCUAUUUUUUAAGCCACUGACUCUGCUAACCGGAUGGAACCGGACUUCCUACGAAUUGGGUCGUCGUUCUUUUUCCUCCGAGUUGGAUUCCGACACGAAACCCUCAGCAACGACUGUCUCAACUAAACCUCACCUCGACGAUUGUCUAACGGUUAUAGCAUUGCCGUUGCCCCACAAGCCUCUUAUUCCUGGCUUUUACAUGCCAAUCUAUGUCAAGGAUCCUAAAGUUCUUGCAGCUUUACAAGAGAGCAGAAGACAACAAGCUCCAUAUGCGGGGGCUUUCCUUUUCAAGGAUGACGCGUCAACUGACUCAUCUUAUGGCUCUGAAACAGAUAAUAUUCUAGAGAAGUUGAAAGGAAAAGAGUUGCUUAACCGGAUUCAUGAAGUUGGCACACUUGCUCAGAUUUCAAGUAUCCAAGGUGAGCAAGUCAUCCUUAUUGGUCACAGACGACUUCGAAUAACAGAGAUGGUGAGUGAAGAUCCUUUAACCGUAAAAGUUGACCAUCUAAAGGAUAAGCCAUAUGACAAGGACGAUGAUGUCAUCAAGGCAACAUACUUUCAAGUUAUGUCGACACUUAGGGAUGUCUUAAAGACAACUUCACUCUGGAGAGAUCAAGUUCGGACGUAUACCCAGGCAUGUGAAUUCAACUAUCCAAAGUUAGCCGAUUUUGGAGCCGGGAUCUCUGGCGCUAACAAACAUCAAAAUCAGGGGGUUCUUGAAGAACUGGAUGUUCAUAAACGUCUGGAGUUGACGCUGGAAUUGGUGAAAAAAGAAGUUGAAAUUAACAAGAUUCAAGAAUCCAUAGCAAAAGCUGUUGAAGAAAAAUUUAGUGGCGACAGACGUCGUAUCAUACUAAAGGAGCAGAUCAAUGCUAUUAAAAAGGAGCUUGGCGUGGAGACAGACAACAAAUCUGCACUUUCUGAAAAGUUUAGGGGGAGGAUUGACCUUAUUAAAGACAAGAUUCCAGAACAUGUGCUAAAAGUCAUAGAAGAAGAGCUUAAAAAACUGCAGCUGUUAGAAACCAGUUCCAGCGAAUACGAUGUGACUUAUAACUACCUUGAUUGGUUGACCGUGCUGCCUUGGGGAAAUUUCAGUGAUGAGAAUUUUGAUGUCCUACGGGCAGAAAAGAUUCUUGACGAGGAUCAUUACGGAUUAUCUGAUGUAAAAGAAAGAAUACUAGAGUUUAUUGCUGUGGGAAGACUUAGAGGCACUUCACAAGGGAAGAUCAUUUGUCUCUCUGGCCCACCUGGAGUAGGUAAAACUAGCAUUGGGCGUUCCAUUGCACGUGCUCUUGACCGCAAGUUCUUCCGGUUCUCUGUUGGAGGACUAUCCGAUGUUGCUGAGAUUAAGGGGCAUCGUCGAACAUAUAUUGGUGCCAUGCCUGGAAAGAUGGUGCAAUGUCUAAAGAAUGUGGGAACAGAAAAUCCUCUUGUUCUGAUCGAUGAGAUUGAUAAGCUUGGAGUUAGGUGCCACGAUGGCGACCCAGCCAGUGCAAUGUUGGAGCUUUUGGAUCCAGAGCAAAAUGCAAACUUUCUAGACCACUAUCUCAAUGUUACUAUUGACUUAUCCAAGGUUUUAUUUGUAUGCACAGCAAAUGUGACAGAUACCAUUCCGAGUCCCCUGCUAGACAGAAUGGAGGUGAUUACUCUCUCAGGGUACAUUACUGAUGAGAAAAUGCAUAUUGCUAGAGACUAUUUGGUGAAUACCGCACGCAGAGAUUGUGGCAUUAAGCCUGAACAGGUUGAUGUGAGCGAUGCAGCUCUUCUUUCCUUGAUAGAAAAUUACUGCAGAGAAGCAGGAGUUAGAAAUCUCCAGAAGCAGAUUGAGAAGGUUUUUCGUAAGAUUGCUCUGAAACUUGUGCGCGAAGGGUCCGCCCAAGUGCCUGCAAUUUCUGAUGAUGUUACUACUGACACUGAAGAUACUAAAUCUUUGGCCAAGACUGAUUUGGAAUCCCCAGAGACCUCUGCAGAAGGAUCCACUGUGUUGACAGAUGAGUUGGCAACUGGGGACUCAAAAAAACCAGAGACUGAGCAGAGCGUAGAGGUAGCUGAAACGGUUGAAAAGUUUAUGAUUGAUGAAUCAAACCUUUCAGACUAUGUAGGCAAGCCAGUAUUCCAGGCAGAGAAGAUAUAUGAACAGACACCAGUCGGGGUUGUAAUGGGUCUAGCUUGGACAUCCAUGGGUGGCUCAACAUUGUACAUAGAGACAACCUUUGUAGAAGAAGGAGAAGGCAAAGGUGGUCUUCAUAUAACGGGUCGGCUUGGGGAUGUGAUGAAAGAAAGCGCAGAGAUUGCUCACACAGUCGCCAGAAGAAUAAUGCUGGAGAAAGAACCGGAGAACAAGUUGUUUGCGAAUUCCAAGCUUCACUUACAUGUACCAGCAGGAGCCACACCAAAAGACGGUCCAAGCGCAGGCUGCACCAUGAUAACUUCAUUGCUAUCACUUGCCUUGAAGAAGCCUGUAAGGAAGGAUCUUGCAAUGACUGGAGAAGUCACUUUGACGGGUAGAAUUCUUGCAAUUGGCGGCGUGAAAGAGAAGACUAUAGCUGCAAGACGGAGUGAAGUGAAGGUGAUAAUAUUCCCGGAGGCUAACCGGAGAGAUUUUGAUGAGCUGGCGGAAAACGUGAAAGAAGGGCUCGAAGUUCAUUUCGUCGAUGACUAUGAGCAGAUUUUCGAGCUAGCCUUUGGCUAUGACCAUUAAAGAAGUCUUUAGGCUAAUUUCUAUCUCUUCUUGGUUGAUUUUGCCAUUAUUAUUUAUGUAUUAUGUUCUUUCUGUAAUAUUUUUCUAUUAACUAGUGUAAUAUUAUUAUUUAUUGGAUUUCAGGUUUUGUUGUAAAAUCAAACUCCUUUUUUCGA
Molecule: messenger RNA, 2995 nt
Organism: Arabidopsis arenosa
Lineage: Eukaryota; Viridiplantae; Streptophyta; Magnoliopsida; Brassicales; Brassicaceae
Source: the annotation of a GenBank genome assembly